Manihot esculenta (cassava) is the source of this 1568-nucleotide messenger RNA. Its product is annotated as S-adenosylmethionine decarboxylase proenzyme 4. The record is from RefSeq and is a predicted model, not a curated record. The coding region runs from base 207 to 1229 and encodes 340 amino acids. Gene Ontology annotation, biological process: spermidine biosynthetic process; spermine biosynthetic process. The transcript has a single exon. NCBI's taxonomy places the organism in Eukaryota, Viridiplantae, Streptophyta, Magnoliopsida, Malpighiales, Euphorbiaceae. Gene Ontology annotation, molecular function: adenosylmethionine decarboxylase activity. Gene Ontology annotation, cellular component: cytosol.
ACUAUCUUCCUCUCCUCAGCCCCACUCUGUCUCAAUCUUCCCUUUUCUCCCACCCACCUAUAAAUCCCAUACAGCCCCCUCUUCUCUCUCUCACCUGUAGUCGCUCCUCAGUUCAUACCCACAAAAAAAUUUUUAAACUUUCUCUCCUAUUCUCUAUCCCUUCCUCUGUUUCCUGCUUGAUUUCUUUAGUUUUGAUUCAAUCAUCAAUGGCUGUGUCUGGUUUUGAAGGCUUUGAGAAGCGCCUGGAGCUUCACUUCUUUGGUGAUGAUCCUGUAGUGGACAAUAUGGGUCUUAGACUUCUUGAUUUCGAGUCAUUAGUUAAAGUUUUAAAUGCUGUGCAAUGCAGUGUGGUAUCUGCUGUUGGGAACCAAUAUUUUGAUGCCUACGUAUUAUCAGAAUCAAGCUUGUUUGUCUACCCCACCAAGAUCAUCAUCAAGACAUGUGGGACCACCCAGCUUCUCAAAUCCAUCCGUCCAUUGUUACGCUAUGCUUGCAAUCUUGGCCUCACUUUGUGCUCUUGUAGGUACACCAGAGGUAGCUUUAUCUUCCCCAAGUCACAGCCCUUCCCUCACACCAGCUUCAGAGAAGAAGCCAUCUAUAUUGAAGAGAACCUCCCCUCUGAUCUUUGCUAUAGAAAAGCCUCUGUUAUGCCCUCGAAAAUGGCUUCUCAUUCUUGGCAUGUUUUUACUGCUACUUGCCAAAAUCACAUCAUAUCCCAAAACGAUGAGCUUUACACUAUUGAGGUUUGCAUGACAGAGCUCGACCGCGUCUUGGCUCGCAAGUUCUUUCAACCUCCCGGAGAUGGCAGCAACGGUGACGUAGCCGGAAAAGAGAUGACGAAACUUACUGGUAUAGAAAAUAUCAAUCCAGGAGCUAUCAUUUGUGAUUUUGCGUUUGACCCUUGUGGAUACUCCAUGAAUGGGAUUGAUAAUGAUCGUUACUCUACCAUUCAUGUCACCCCGGAGGAUGGUUAUAGCUAUGCAAGCUUUGAGUGUGUGGGGUCCAUUUUCGACAAUAAUAAUCAUAUAGCCGAGAUUUUAAAGAAGGUGGUGCAGGUUUUCCGGCCGGCAACCAUGUCAGUUUCUACAACAUGCACGAGCCCUGAAGUGUGGACAAGGGUUGCACAUGCAGUGGAGCCACUUGGAAUGAAAUGCCGGAGUUGUGCAGUGGAUGAGUUCCCAGCAAGUGGAAGCGUGGUGUUCCAAACGUUCACAGUCCGCCGGAAAUAAACCGGGAAAAAUGGAGAAUUGGUAGAUACAUUGGGGGAGGGAAGGGAGAGAGUUAGGAUAUAGAGUUUAGAAAAAACAAAAAUUAUUAGGGCGGGUGAUGAAUAUGGGAAUUGAUAAUGUGGGCAGAAGUGAUUGGUUAAUUGAAGGUGGGAGUGAUGAAUGUUGGGUUGACUUGUGUAGAAAGAUAAAAGUGGGGGGCGGAUGGAAGCAGAGGGCUGUGAGAAUUUGGGAUCUAUCUUUCAUGAUAAUGCACCCCACUUAGGCUUGUCACGCCUUGAGAUUUUUGAGCUUGUGUAGUGCUCUUGUUUUUUUCAGGUUUAUAUGAACUUUCUCUUUCAC